Molecule: messenger RNA, 784 nt
Organism: Eucalyptus grandis
Lineage: Eukaryota; Viridiplantae; Streptophyta; Magnoliopsida; Myrtales; Myrtaceae
Product: calmodulin
Exons: 4
Coding region: 162-611 (149 amino acids)
Molecular function (GO): enzyme regulator activity; calcium ion binding
Source: RefSeq, a predicted model, not a curated record
UAAAAAGUUGAAAACCCCAUGCCCUGCCCUCCCUUCCCCGCUCCUUCACUCCAUCCUUCGACGAAAAACACGACACAGCCCAAAAAAAUAAAGGACGCCCAAAUCUCAGAUCGAACUCGAGUUCGAACGAGAAAGAGAGGGCGGAAAUCAGAUCGACGGCCAUGGCGGAGCAGCUGACGGAGGAGCAGAUCGCGGAGUUCAAGGAAGCCUUCAGCCUCUUCGACAAGGACGGCGACGGCUGCAUCACUACCAAGGAGUUAGGGACAGUUAUGAGAUCUCUGGGCCAAAAUCCUACAGAAGCUGAAUUGCGAGAUAUGAUCAACGAGGUUGAUGCUGAUCAAAAUGGCACUAUUGAUUUCCCUGAAUUUCUGAAUUUGAUGGCCCGAAAGAUGAAGGAUACUGAUUCUGAGGAGGAGCUCAAAGAAGCUUUCAAGGUCUUUGAUAAAGAUCAAAAUGGUUUCAUUUCUGCUGCUGAGCUCCGACAUGUCAUGACUAAUCUCGGAGAAAAGCUUACCGAUGAGGAGGUGGAGGAGAUGAUUCGUGAAGCCGAUGUCGAUGGUGAUGGUCAAGUGAACUAUGAGGAAUUUGUUAGGAUGAUGUUGGCGAAGUGAUUGUGGGUGCUGCACUGCUAGAGGGAGAUGAGUUGCUUACAAACAAUUGGUAGUUCUGUAAACCUGGAGUUUUUCUUCCCUCUUGUUGCGUGAUUUUUGGAAAUCUUGAGCAGAUACAUCUGGUUUUGUUCACUAUUAUGUUUAUGUAUGAUAUCUUUGCAGCUUUGUUCUUA